GGGGUGGAGCCUGCGCGGGCUGGUCUGGAGCGGGCGCAGAGGCCCGGGACGCGGGAGUCAAGCGAAGGCCAAGCUGAGGCUGCCGAGCCCAGCCAGGCAGCGAAGCCGCCGCCAUGGGCAUCAAAUUUUUAGAAGUUAUCAAACCUUUCUGUGCAGUUCUACCAGAAAUUCAGAAACCUGAAAGAAAAAUACAAUUUAGAGAGAAGGUAUUAUGGACUGCUAUAACUCUCUUCAUUUUUUUAGUAUGUUGUCAGAUACCACUAUUUGGAAUCAUGUCAUCAGAUUCUGCAGACCCAUUUUACUGGAUGAGAGUUAUUCUUGCAUCCAACAGAGGGACUUUAAUGGAAUUGGGCAUCUCCCCAAUUGUAACAUCUGGUUUGAUUAUGCAAUUGUUAGCUGGAGCCAAAAUCAUUGAAGUUGGAGAUACACCCAAAGAUAGAGCUCUCUUCAAUGGAGCCCAGAAACUGUUUGGUAUGAUCAUCACCAUUGGGCAAGCCAUUGUGUAUGUCAUGACGGGCAUGUACGGGGACCCUGCUGAAAUGGGUGCAGGCAUCUGUCUCCUUAUCAUCAUCCAGUUGUUUGUUGCUGGUUUGAUUGUGCUGCUGUUAGAUGAGCUGCUACAGAAGGGUUACGGCUUGGGGUCUGGUAUUUCCCUCUUUAUUGCCACCAACAUCUGUGAGACCAUUGUCUGGAAGGCCUUUAGUCCCACUACCAUUAACACUGGCAGAGGUACUGAGUUUGAGGGUGCUGUGAUAGCUCUAUUCCACCUGCUGGCCACCAGGACAGACAAAGUUCGAGCUUUACGGGAGGCAUUCUACCGUCAGAAUUUACCCAAUCUCAUGAACCUCAUUGCUACAGUUUUUGUGUUUGCUGUUGUUAUAUAUUUUCAGGGAUUUCGUGUUGAUUUGCCCAUUAAGUCAGCCCGCUACCGAGGACAGUACAGUAGCUACCCCAUCAAGCUCUUCUACACCUCCAACAUUCCCAUUAUUCUCCAGUCUGCUUUAGUGUCAAACCUCUACGUCAUUUCCCAGAUGCUGUCUGUCCGAUUCAGUGGCAACUUUUUAGUAAACUUACUAGGACAGUGGGCUGAUGUCAGUGGAGGAGGACCAGCACGGUCAUAUCCAGUGGGAGGCCUCUGCUACUACCUUUCUCCCCCAGAGUCCAUGGGCGCCAUCUUUGAGGAUCCAGUCCAUGUUGUGGUCUAUAUCAUCUUCAUGUUGGGGUCCUGUGCAUUCUUUUCUAAAACGUGGAUAGAAGUGUCUGGGUCCUCAGCCAAAGAUGUAGCUAAGCAACUUAAAGAACAGCAAAUGGUAAUGAGGGGCCACAGAGACACCUCUAUGGUUCAUGAGCUUAAUAGGUAUAUUCCUACAGCUGCUGCCUUUGGUGGGCUGUGCAUUGGGGCCCUGUCGGUGUUGGCUGACUUCCUGGGGGCCAUCGGUUCUGGCACAGGCAUCCUGCUUGCAGUCACCAUUAUUUACCAAUAUUUUGAAAUAUUUGUUAAGGAGCAGGCGGAAGUUGGAGGGAUGGGUGCUUUGUUUUUCUAAAUGUUCCAGUAUUUGUGUGUGAAAGGUAAAAGGUUUUGACGCAUCGUUUUUGUCUAGUAAUGCUGGUUCCCUUUCCUCCCCUUACAGUUUGUUUUGAAGUGCUACCUAUCCCAUUUCUGAAGUGGGCACCAAACUCAGCCUGUGUGCAGCAGUAGUACCAGCUGCCUUAAAACUCAAGUUUACAUUCUUCAUUUAAAAAUGUACCUGUAGUGUUGCUUGUGAUGCUGGAAACCAUUGCACACGCCUUGCCAUGUUCAGUCACGCUGGUGAGAUGGUGACAUGGGUCAGUUUUGCACACAACAUUCAAAACUCAGUAUUCCCCCCCACUUGUUGAAAAACAAACAGUUCAAAUUGCCACUUUCCAGUAUUUUUGAGCUUAUUGAGUUCUGGAACAUUUAUAUCUAAUCUAUAUUUUAGAUAUAAUUUUUAUACUUUUUUAACUCAUAGUAUCCAUGUUCUACCCUUUAUUUGACUUUUCUCAGAGCAGCCUCUUGGCCCAAGUGGGCAAAAAUCAAGCUUCAAAGUUUCAACUGUCACCAGAAACACUGGCUGAGAACUAAGUAUUCCUUUUCCUCAUUCCUUUUUCUUCCCACUGACAGCCCUGCUGGUGCUGUAUGACUGUAUUGGCUAUGCCUUCAUGUUCCAACAAAUCACUUGAGAAUAUUCUUUCAAGAUAUGAUGUCCCAGUUCUUUGGUUUUUGAAAUCCCUGCAGCAAAGAUCUAAUCCUAAAGUAACGUCAGUAUUUCAGUGGGGGUGAACAAGUAAUUCAUUCUAGGAAUUUGUGUAUGUUGUUGUACUUUAUAGCAGCAACAUGAGUGUAAACAGUAGACAAUACACAUUUAUUUAAUAAACUCAGUUGUGUUGGAAAAAUAAAAAAAUUUGACAGCAAAUGAUUUCUAAGACUUAUUUGUAUAGGCUUCGUUGUACUAAUAAAAUUCCAUCUUGAGAUGCUGACUGCAAGAA
Molecule: messenger RNA, 2508 nt
Organism: Erinaceus europaeus (western European hedgehog)
Lineage: Eukaryota; Metazoa; Chordata; Mammalia; Eulipotyphla; Erinaceidae
Gene: SEC61A2
Product: SEC61 translocon subunit alpha 2
Exons: 12
Coding region: 114-1544 (476 amino acids)
Biological process (GO): SRP-dependent cotranslational protein targeting to membrane, translocation; post-translational protein targeting to membrane, translocation
Cellular component (GO): Sec61 translocon complex; membrane
Molecular function (GO): ribosome binding; transmembrane protein transporter activity; signal sequence receptor activity
Source: RefSeq, a predicted model, not a curated record